Mesocricetus auratus (golden hamster) is the source of this 1322-nucleotide messenger RNA. It is a transcript of the gene Rtbdn, whose product is annotated as retbindin. The coding region runs from base 137 to 841 and encodes 234 amino acids. The record is from RefSeq and is a predicted model, not a curated record. NCBI's taxonomy places the organism in Eukaryota, Metazoa, Chordata, Mammalia, Rodentia, Cricetidae. Gene Ontology annotation, cellular component: external side of plasma membrane. Gene Ontology annotation, molecular function: riboflavin transmembrane transporter activity; riboflavin binding; signaling receptor activity. The transcript is spliced from 6 exons.
UGUUUGCUGGUCUCGUUCUGUGGUUCUGAGUGUCUCAGCAGCCCCUGUACUCCAGCCUGCUAACAGUGCCAACCUGAGCCUCCAGGACACUCACUCCUCGUCGCUCCGAAUCAGCUGGUUCUUGUCUCAGGCGGACAUGGCCCACAAAGGCCACUUUCAACCCAGCAUCCCGGACUGGGCCCGGCGACUGAUCCUGGCAUGUUUCUUCUUGGUGACCCGUGGAGGGAGUCACCCGCUGCAAGCUAGGUCCUGGGGACACCCUGGGCUGGCAGCUGAUGUGGGCACUAGCCAGCUGCACCUAGCAGGGCGCCCUCAGCCUUACCCAAGGAUCCAAGAUCCUGAUUCACAGACAUCACCAGUGCCAGAACCUUGCUGCACCCCAGAGAAAGACAGACCAGAGGCACCACGCCCAGGGAUCCUUCUAGAGAGCUGUGGUGCUCCAAGCCCAGAAUGUGAAUUCUUCCUGGGACACCUUCAACGUGCCCUCCGCAAUCGCUUCCACCCUCUGCUGCUGGGAGUGCAGCCUCUCUGCCCGGAGCUCUGCCAAAUUUGGUUUACCGCCUGUGAAGCAGACUUCACCUGUGGCCUGACUUGGCUGCAGCCCUCUGUGAAGAGAGGCUGUGAGGCCAGCUGCCGCACCUUUGGGCAGACCUUCACUAAUGCUGAAGACCUGUGUCGCAUGGCUCUGGGCCAAGCUCCGGUGGCAGCUCCUGGGUCACGUCACUGUCUCAAUGUCUCCAUCUCCUCUCCACGCGCCCGCCGCUCUCGUGCCUGGAUCCCCAACGCUGCAGGCAGUGGCAGUGGGGGCAGCGGCAGCGGCGACAGCGACAGCCCCGAGUAGAUGUUUGGCUUUUAAUAAGUGUCCCUUCUCUGAGAAGGGAGCAAGUGGACCUUCUCAGGAGCAAAAAGCCACCCGGAGUCACAUCCCCCUCCCUCCCGAGCCACACCCCAGGGUUGCCUAGACAGGUCUUUCUAUCCAUUAUCCUAGAAAUGGCCAACACUCACUUUGCUCUUCCCCAGAGUAAAGUCACCACCUACAUCAUGCCAUACGACGUGGCUGCUGCUUGGUGAAAUAGUUGGUGCGAACUGCCAAAAAUGAUCAUGUCAGAGGGGAAAGAAAGGGGAGAGCAGAGAGAUGAGUAAAAUGACACAGCGGGCCAGCUCUGAUGACCUACUUUCUAUCCCAAAGUCACAGUAGUAAAACAACCAAGUCCCAAGUCACGGUAGUAACUUCACUCCCGAAGCUGUCUCCUGACCUCCACAUUUGCAGUGGCACUCAUGCUCCCUUUCCCCCAAAUAAAUAAACAGAUGUAAUAAGGUGA